GGAGGGGUCAUGGAGAAAGAGGGUGUGUUAUGGUCUGUUCCAGGUUUCUGUAUUCCUUUGGAGUUUUUAGUAAGGCAAUUCCAUUAUUGGGGAACAAAUUCAUUGAAGAAAUUCAUGAGGCAGAUGAAAACUGUCAUAGGAUGUGCAGGAGAAGGUUUAAGAAAACCGGAAAGAAAGGAUUUCCUCUUGAGAAAAUAAAUGAUAAACCUUGUACAACAACGGAAAUUGCUAGUGUGAUUGCAUCUAUCGAUGAAGAAAUUCCUCUUCUCAAAGGAAUCAUGGAAGAAGCUGAGGAAGAUGAUACUCAUGAUGUCGUUGUUGCCAGUUGGAUGAGGCAUCUUCGUAGAGGAUUGUCUGUAUCUUUUGAGGAGAUGUACACAUCAAAUGUGGCUUCCUGGUGAGGACAAAAAAUUGCGAAUGAGGAAAUAGAUGUACUGAAGAAUUGAGAGUAGAUACUAUUGAAUUGGUGGAUCUGCAGGUCAA
This is a messenger RNA of Camelina sativa (false flax), 483 nucleotides long. RefSeq lists its product as uncharacterized. The record is from RefSeq and is a predicted model, not a curated record. NCBI's taxonomy places the organism in Eukaryota, Viridiplantae, Streptophyta, Magnoliopsida, Brassicales, Brassicaceae.